Messenger RNA from Teleopsis dalmanni, 2573 nucleotides. RefSeq names its product nascent polypeptide-associated complex subunit alpha, muscle-specific form. Bases 77 to 2314 code for a protein of 745 amino acids. Lineage: Eukaryota; Metazoa; Arthropoda; Insecta; Diptera; Diopsidae. The record is from RefSeq and is a predicted model, not a curated record. The transcript has 3 exons.
GCUGCCCAUCAAACAGCACAACAGCACACAUCUUACCGCGCUACAAAAAACUAAUUCCGCCAACAAAACUUUACAAAUGAACGCAAAAAAGUUAAGUGUUCUGAAUUUCACCGCUGUGUGGGUUUUACUGCUGUUGGCAGUAUGUUCUGUUGAAGCUCGUCGUUUUGGCAGCAGCGGUAGUCGCAAAUCAUCUGGUUCCAGCAGCAGUAUACGCCGUACAUCUCAUUCUUCUCCAUCUUAUUCUGCACCAUCUCAUUCUUCAUCAUCUCAUUCAUCAGGCAGCUCUUUUGGUCAAGCUUCGAAACCAUCUUAUAGUCAUUCGGAUUUGAUCAAAUUAAGUUAUGGAAACAAUUACAACUCCCGGCCAAGCAGCGGUGUAAACCAUCAAACUUCUCAAUCCAGACCAGCACAAAGUGCUCCACCAAUUGGUUGGAAUGUACCGCAAGCUAAUAAACCAGUAGGUCCACCACCUGCUUACUCAGCAACGAAUCCAGUCGGUGGUGCCAAAACUAAUAUACAUGAGCCACCACCACAAUACAAAGCCAGUGCGCCACCACUAAAUCAAGCACCGCCAUCGCGUACUAAUACAGGAACAGCUUAUGGAGCCGGUGUAGGUGCCGCCUCUGGUAGCCAUUAUACUGGUAGCCAUAGUAGUAGUGGUACCGCUUAUCGUCCUCGCACCAACUCCACUGGUGGCUAUAAACCCGCUCAAACUUAUCAACCACGCACAAAUACAACCGGUGGAUUUGGUGCUGUUUCUCAUACACCCAUCAGACCAGUAAAUCAACAAACUGUACAAUCUAGUUAUCCCGGUGCUACAUAUCACCCAUCUGGUUCACUACCAGCUGGUGCUACAUAUCAUCCAGCAGGUUCAUUACCAGCCGGAGCUUCUUAUCAUCCAGCAGGCGCCCUACCAGCCGGUGCUACUUAUCAUCCAGCAGGCGCCCUACCAGCCGGUGCUACUUAUCACCCCGCUGGUGCAUAUCCAGCCGGUGCUACUUAUCAUCCCGCCGGUGCGUUACCAGCUGGCGCUACUUAUCAUCCAGCAGGUUCAUUCCCCGCUGGUGCUACAUAUCAUCCUGCAGGCGGUAUACCAGCCGGCGCUACAUAUUAUCCAGCUGGACAUGCUCCUUCAUAUCCAGUGCAAGCAAUGCCAGCUGGUGCCACAUUUUUGGCAGCGGGUUCAGCUUUACCACCGGGUGCAACAUACUAUCCACAACCGCCAAGAUCGUCAUCAUCCGGCCUUGGUUUCGGUUCAGGUUUAGCAGCUGGUGCGCUCGGUGGCGCGUUACUUGGUCAUGCAUUGACGCCAACGCAUACUCGUGUUGUUGAGCACGUACAAUCCGCACCAAGUAGUGGUUCUACUAACAAUGACGACAAAAUUAUUAUAAUUAAUAAUGGGCCAGGUCAGCCUACUGUUACUGAUGCUGGUUCAGGUACAACAAUCAUUAAUACCGGUGGCGCAGCACCAGCUGCCGCUCCUCAAACUCCAGUUUUUGCACAACAACAACCACCUGUACAAUAUGCUCCUGCCCCUGCCGCUGCACCAGCAGCAGUAGCACCUGUAGCUGGCGCAGCUCCAAGUCAACCAGCUGCACCCUUAGCACCAUUAGAACCUUUACCAAAUAACGGCAAUAUGGAAGCAGCCAUUGCACCUGUUUUAAUGACCGCUAAUACUAAUGCAGCUGCAGCUCCACCUGCUGCUAAUGCACCUGCAGCUCCUGCAGUUGGUCCAGCAGCAGCGGCAGUAGCACCUGCAGUUGAUCCAGCAGCAGCGGCAGCAGCACCCGAACAACCUCCAGCUGGUGGCAUAAUUUGUGUACCUGUACUUGUACCUCAACCAGAUCCUAAAGAUAGCACGAAAACAAUUGAAGUAGAACAAAUCGCUUGCUAUCCAGCACCACCACCAGAAACUGCAACAGCAGCCGCUACGAAUGCAACUACGGACACAACAACAACUACCAACUUGACAACAACAACUGCGCCAGUUACUGCAGCUCCAGUUGCACUGCAACCUAUGGUCGCAGCUACACAAGCAGCUAUUUCGCCCAAUGUUGAAGGUUCAGCACCACUAGCACCAUGGAACCCACUAACCCCGAUAAAUGUACCAGAGGGCUCUGUGCCGUUGGCUCCUUUGUAUCCAUCGCAAGUACCAGAUAUCAUGAAAUUGCCUGGUGAAUAUUUUGUCACAAAACGUAGCACACAAUCAAUGCUCUCUUCUCAGCUUUAUCAGUCGACCGGUGGCAGUGCCAGUGUUGGAAAUUAUGCCAUGCUGACUUCUUUGAUAACAUUAGUGGUCGCAUUUUUGUUGUAAUUAAUUGAAGUGAAGUGGAGUACUUCAGCGUACUGAAGUAAUGUUAAAUGAUUUUUAAAAUAAUAUUUAUACUUACUAUUAUAAUACUAAAAGACUAUAUUUGAUCAUGUAAUAUUUUUGUAAUUCAAAUAUUUAGUGUAGUUGUUUAAUGUGCCACAAAUGUACUAUGCAUUUUACGAGUAAUUAUUGUUAGAAAAAUAUAUGCACACGCAAUAUAUAUGAAUAUAUAUAAACUAAUGUAAUAUAAUUGUUUUUAAUU